Rotaria sp. Silwood1 is the source of this 744-nucleotide messenger RNA. Lineage: Eukaryota; Metazoa; Rotifera; Eurotatoria; Philodinida; Philodinidae. The record is from the annotation of a GenBank genome assembly.
AUGACAUCAUUUCAUGUAUUCAAAAGUAUUUUUAAUUCAUCAUUUGAAUUCUAUGGUCUAUCUGAAUGGUUAUUAGAAUUAAUGCCAGAUAAUGUUGAUAUCAAUCGUUGUAAAAUAAAUCGAUCACAUAAUGGUUGGAUAUUUCGAAGACAUAAUGCUCGUUCAACAUUUAUUUGUAUGCAUUGUAUGCAAUCACAAGUUCAAUUACAUAAAGAAAAAACAAAAAUGAAUAGUUGGACUUCAGCUUAUACAACAAUACUUUUUCGUGCACGAUUAGAUAAAUCUUUUAAUGGUCAAAAUAUUGGUCGUAUACAAAUGAGAAUAUUUGAACAAGGUUGUCAUACAUGUAAUAUGUAUAAUGUAGGUAUUAUGGAUGAAAGUGAAAUAAAAAAAACAUUUUAUUGGUUAUAUAUAUGGAUAUUAAAAACAUUUUAUAAUAUUAAACUUAUUAAUGAUGAUUUUGAAGAAAUCUAUGAUCCACCAAAAGGUCACAAUCGACGACAAUUAUCACAUGAUUCAAGACGAUGUGAUGGAUGUCGACUUGGUUGGUGUAAAUAUUUACAUCGAUCCAAAGCUCAAUCUAGAAAACAAGCUUCAUAUGAGUCACUAUUAUUAUAUUCGUCAUCAACUGAUCAAAAAAUGUGUUCAUCUUUAUCUUUAAAUGCAGGUAGUGAUGCACAAAGCCCACAUAUGCCUAUGUAUAUCGUUCUGGUGAAAGGAGCACAUAGUGCUAUUCUUCCAUGA